GGUACAAGCGCGCGAGUGCGAGAUUUGCCCGUAAAUUGUUCGAGUGCGUCGCGCGGCUCUCGGUAUUAUUAUGAGCCACGUGUGUUGAGUGUUGCAUCCCCCCGAAGUGUAAAGUAAAAUCGCCAACUACCGCUGAAAAUGACGACGACGACGAGGUGCUGUUGCUGCUUCUUCGUGCUCGUCGCGACUCUGCUGCUCGCCGAGGCGCUGAGAUCCCCCUCUGGAUCGGGCUGCCGACUACCGAAGCUGAAAAACGGCCGAUUCAGGCCCCGUGGCAGGGAGGGCCGGAUCGGCAGGUACAGCUGCUUCUCGGACUACGUGCUCGUCGGCAACAAGUACACGACCUGCCAGCGAGGCGAGUGGGACACGCCAACGCCGAUUUGCGUCAGUGCCCGCUGCUCGGACCCACCCGUGCCCGAGCACGCCGUCGUGGGGAAAAAGUUCGACGGCGCCAUACUCAUGUACUUCUGCGAGCCCGGCUACCUGCUGGUCGGCAACUCGGAGAUUUACUGCGACGGCCAGCAGUGGAACGCCACCGUGCCCUACUGUCGAGACUCGGACGCGCCCUUGCCGACUUCCUGCGAUUUCGAGAAGGACGUUCUGUGCUGGUGGGAGCAGGAUCCCCGUCACGACUUUGACUGGAUAAGGCACAAUUACGACACGCCGAGCGCCCACAUCAACACCGGCCCGUCGCACGAUCACACCCUCGGACCCGGUUACGAUGGCCACUACUUGUACACGGAAGCUUCCGGCAGAUUACUCAACGACAAAGCUCGCAUUAUAUCUCCGCUUUACCCGGCUCGACUCACCGAAUCCGGAUGUUUUUCCUUCUGGUAUCACAUGUACGGCUCGACGAUCGGCACUCUCAAUGUCUACUUCAAGCCGGAGACCCAAGCCGAGCCGGAAGUCAAGUGGACGAAGGAAGGCAAUCAGGGCAAUCAUUGGCUCCGCGGCAUGUUCCCCUUGCCGCCCGUCAACACCAGUUUCCAGAUCAUCAUCGAGGGAGUACGCGGCACGAGCUACAUCAGCGACAUAGCCAUCGACGACGUCGCCAUACUGCAGGGCGAGGACUGCAACGUGAAAAUCACGAGCUUCGAGCCGAGCGCCGAUAUCGACGAGAUCGAGCUGAGCCACGCCAUGCAGAGCUGCAAGGGUCGCUGCGUGAACGGCACCUGGGACUCGCUGAGGGAAGAGGCCAGCCCCUCCCUCGGCUGCCAGUGCACCCUCGACUGCUCGGACAACGCCAACUGCUGUCCGGACUUUGCUCUGCACUGCUUAUACGAGAUGCCGGAGCAGCCGGAUAACUCGUCGAGCGAGGCGGCAGCAGCGCCCCAAGAGCCGCCGCCGCCGCCCGCCGUGACUUCGGCCGAGAGCGAAGCGGCUACCGUUACGAUGCCGCCGACAAUUAAUUCAACAACGAUCGGGACGAGUACUGGUACUGCCUCGACUGCGACGUCGAAGUCGUCGUCGUUAAGCAGCGAAACAGCUACGACAACUUUUACUCCUACAACUACUACUGCUGCUGCUGCUGCUGCUGCUGCUGUUAAUACUACUACUACUGCUACAACUUCUGUACCUUUUACUACAACUACUACUACAGCUAUUACCACUACUACUACUAAUACUACUGCUGCUGCUGCUGCUGCUAAAACUGCAGCAACUGCAAAGCAAACUAUGGCCACUCGGUCGACAAUCAUUAAGCUAACUACCAACGGAGCGACCUGGAAAAUUCCGGCAAUCGGGAGAGCGCCGAGACCGACGAUAGCCAAGAAAACAUCUGAAACUGGUGCAGCCGCCAUCGCCGCCGCCGCUGAUGAACCCGUUCAAAGCCAGCUGGAGAGGACGUCGGGCCUCGGGGUCGCCGGCGUGGUCGCCGCCACGUUCGGCUGCUUGGCCGUUCUGGCCAGCGCGACGACGCUCGUCUUUCUGUUCGUCGUCAAGUACCGUCGGUCGAAUUACAAGAGGCGCUCCAACACCGGCGGCGGCUUCUCCGAGGACAGCGACGUCAGAUUUCUCACCUCGGACGAGGCACUGGAUUUCAAUCUGGCCAAGCCGGCCGACGAGUCGCCCUACGAUAGAAUGUGACGAGAUCGUCUCGUGUGCGCGUAUGUGCGAACGUGUGCUUGCGGAGAGUGCCUGUGCGACUUUUGUUUGUUUAUUUAUUUUUUUUU
Molecule: messenger RNA, 2171 nt
Organism: Trichogramma pretiosum
Lineage: Eukaryota; Metazoa; Arthropoda; Insecta; Hymenoptera; Trichogrammatidae
Exons: 10
Coding region: 139-2085 (648 amino acids)
Cellular component (GO): membrane
Source: RefSeq, a predicted model, not a curated record